AUGUCGUCGUUCAGCCGCGUCUCGGUGAAACCAACCGUGGAGUAUCCUGUGGGUGUCCCUCCUCUCUGGAUGGGGAAGAGAACUCGAAGGAGGGAAUCAACAGGGCCCCGGUCCCCUGGGCCAACAACUCCAACAAGAGACACCAGGACAAUACGGGUGAAGAUGGUGCUGUUGGGAAGCUCUGGGGUGGGGAAGUCCAGUCUGGCAUUACGUUUCAGCAAGGAUGAGUUCAAAGGCACUUUACCCACCGUAGGCUGUGCCUACUUCACCCAGGUGGUGUGUCUGAGUGAUGUCACAUUUCACUUUGAGAUCUGGGACACGGCGGGACAGGAGAAGUACCACAGUGUCACCCCGCUGUACUACAGAGGAGCCCAUGCAGCACUGGUGGUGUACGAUAUCAGCAAACGAGAGAGCUUCAUAAGGGCCCAGGUGUGGCUUCGGGAGCUGGAGAAGCACUAUAUCCCGGCUUCCACCGUGAUGGUACUAGUAGGAAACAAGGGGGAUCUUUCAGAGCUGCGCCAGGUGACAUUACAGGAAGGGCACAGUCUUGCCGUUGACAGAGGCUUGCUUUUUAUGGAGACCUCGGCCAAGUCAGGGAAUCAAGUCAGUGAACUGAUGCUGGCUAUUGCCCGCAGGGUGAAGAGGUGUACAAGUGAGCAUCAAAGCGGUCUGACAGAGUGGCAGGAGACAGAGUUAGUGAACCUGCGCCGCUCUGAGACCCUACAGCACCCUAUUGCAUCCUGUUGCCCCUCCAUUGGACCCUAA
This is a messenger RNA of Salvelinus namaycush (lake trout), 765 nucleotides long. RefSeq names its product ras-related protein Rab-17-like. The record is from RefSeq and is a predicted model, not a curated record. Gene Ontology annotation, molecular function: GTP binding; GTPase activity. The transcript is spliced from 6 exons. Lineage: Eukaryota; Metazoa; Chordata; Actinopteri; Salmoniformes; Salmonidae. Bases 1 to 765 code for a protein of 254 amino acids.